AGAUUUGAAAAAGAUUGGAAAAUGGGUAGAAUUGGAUGAUAGGUUUUCUAAUUAAAAAUAAAUUACAUAUUAGGGUGAAUAUUAUUUGAAUAAUAUGAAGGUAGAGAGAUGGGAUAUUAUAUGUGAUAGAAAUGGAAACGGAGAAUACAAAUUUAUGUAAAUUUUAAAAUAUCUGCCUUCAGUGGUGGUGGAGCUUAUGAUAAUGAGGGAAAUUAGAUAAAGAUUGGAAAAUGGGUAUUUAAAAAAACUAAAGUACUAACGUAUUUUUAAAUAAAUAGAUGUAUUUCCUUUCAAUAUGUCAUUACAAUUAUUUAUUUCCCAAUAAACAUCAGCCUAAAAGACGGAAGGAAAUUAAAUGAUGAACUUUUUCUAAAUAUAAUUAAAAUAAAUCUUCUAAAGUAUUUGUAAGUUAUGCUUUAAUUUGAUUCUUUAAAUUAUCUAAUAUACAAAAGAAAAAGAUCUAGUAAAAAAAAAUAAGAGGAAGAGCAUCAGGACAUAAGGAAGAUCCUGAAAAAAAAGAAUCAUAAGAAACUUUACAGUUAUUAUUUCAUAAACUUGAUCAUUUAAUUUUGA
Messenger RNA from Paramecium sonneborni, 573 nucleotides. The record is from the annotation of a GenBank genome assembly. NCBI's taxonomy places the organism in Eukaryota, Ciliophora, Oligohymenophorea, Peniculida, Parameciidae.